AUGAUAAAUAACUGUGUGCUGGGCAACAGUUUAUCAUGCUCUGAUGAGCUAGAGGCAAAAUGUCUGAGGACUACUUCUUCAUUAAAAAAAGCGAAGAAGUAUGUAAAGAAGGCUGAAAUUAAUUCAGCCAUAGAAUCAGAUAUACCUCCAACCCAUGCCACAGAAAUCGAGAAAGUUUCCAACAAAGAUAAGGCUGAGAAGUCAUUGGAGCAUCUAGGCAACAUAUCUAUGAGGUUCGAAAAUUUAGUGCUUGAUCUGCAAGAAAUCAAGAAGAAUCAGGCAGAAAUUUUGGUAUUUACAGCUUCUCACAGAGAAGCAAAAAUCAUAUUGUCCUGCCUAAUGUUAGAACAUUUGUGUUUCCUUGGAAAGUACAGAUGA
Molecule: messenger RNA, 378 nt
Organism: Ctenocephalides felis (cat flea)
Lineage: Eukaryota; Metazoa; Arthropoda; Insecta; Siphonaptera; Pulicidae
Exons: 2
Coding region: 1-378 (125 amino acids)
Source: RefSeq, a predicted model, not a curated record